Messenger RNA from Pestalotiopsis fici W106-1, 957 nucleotides. RefSeq lists its product as uncharacterized. Bases 1 to 957 code for a protein of 318 amino acids. The transcript has 2 exons. NCBI's taxonomy places the organism in Eukaryota, Fungi, Ascomycota, Sordariomycetes, Amphisphaeriales, Sporocadaceae. The record is from RefSeq and is a predicted model, not a curated record.
AUGGCUCGUGUGAAACAAUCGACCAGACAAUAUGAAAAAGGAGUAAUAACUUGGACGCGAUUCCACCUACCGUUGGAGAAGGAGUGGCCGACAUGGGCCGUUCCCCACGACGAUGUGCACGUCGGCCCGCUCGCGGAUGUGAAAGGCGUGGGAACCAUUUCGCUCGCAAGGAUGGUUCGAAAUCCUGAGCAGGCCGCUUACAUCAUUGUCUGGGAUACCAUGGAGGAUAUACAGAACUUUGAAGCCUCUCCUGCCUGCAGAGAAUUUUUGCAAAACCUGCCCGAUAAUAGCUCUAUGCCAGCCGCCAUCGAGUCUGCGUCAGCUCUGAGCCACCUCACUCUGAACGAUGGACCUUCCUCCUCCUCGUCAAUGGCGUCGCCGUUGUCACGGCUUUGUACCCUUAAACAUGUCAAGGCCAUCCCGACAGCUGAAUUAGAGGGCCGCGUUACGCUAAAUCUCUUCUUGAUACCACGUAAAGACGACAUUUCCACAAUGAUGACGUGGUAUCAGAGACUGAAAGAAGUACUUGGCUGCUUUCUCCCUCGCGGCUUCGAGUUUGUGAAAUGGCGGCCCCGAUUCAGUUGGCAAUACUUGACGCUGUGGUUUUGGGUUGUUUCUGAAGACCAAUGGAUAGAAAAAGCAUUUGGCAAGCUUGAAAACCCUCAGGGAGAAGAAAGCCAGGGGCGCACCAUAAUUUGCGAGUUCCACGUCUGGCCGAUCCAAGGAGCCGACCUGGAGCAAGAAAACGCAUUGGCGACAGACCCCCAAACAAGGGAGUCGUGGAGCGAGUCUGUGGCCAGGGUGAUGCCUCCCGUCACAGCCUGGCAGCAGGAGCGGUGGGAUGCACGUCAAGUUCCGCGGUUUCUCCCUCCUGAAGAGAUUGAUCCGGAAGAUUCAGAGUGCGAGAAAGAAUUGGACGAAAUGCGAGAUGAGCUCGGGGAAAAGUCGGAAGAUUGA